Messenger RNA from Saccostrea echinata, 938 nucleotides. Its product is annotated as ninjurin-1-like. Gene Ontology annotation, cellular component: membrane. The transcript has 2 exons. The record is from RefSeq and is a predicted model, not a curated record. Bases 73 to 450 code for a protein of 125 amino acids. Gene Ontology annotation, biological process: cell adhesion; tissue regeneration. NCBI's taxonomy places the organism in Eukaryota, Metazoa, Mollusca, Bivalvia, Ostreida, Ostreidae.
ACACUGAAAAUAUAGAAAAUGAUUUCAUGCAUUCUACAUACCGAAUAUUAGAUUUUUACAAAGGACUUAAAUAUGGAUAUGAAAAUGUCUGAAGAAGGAAAAGAAGCAUCCACUGCACAGAGUAUUGUCCAGAAGUCGGCAUACGCGAGGAAGAAGACUGUAGCUGAGGGUCUUCUAGACGUGGGACUGUUAGUAGCCAACGCCUCCCAGCUAAAGGCUCUACUUGACCGGGGGGAGUCACACAGCUACUAUUACCCCCUCCUGGUCCUCCUAAUACUGUCUAUUGUAGUACAAGUCAUCAUUGGAUUUAUUCUAUUGUUUCUGGGGACCACGGAGGGGAAUUUAGACAAGGACAAAAGAUCGAACAUGGUGAACAAUGUCGUGAUCGGACUUAUAUUUGGUACUUUGAUUCUGAACAUAAUUAUUGGGGUAUUCGGAGUUUCUCUAUGACAUUGUGAUGGUGUUUGACAUUUCUUCUUAUACUUAUUUCCUUGGUAUUUUUUAAUUGACUUAAACUGUUUAAAUAUAUAUUGUUUAUAUCGGUUUAUCAGAUAUACGUAAUUUUACGUAAUGCUGACUAUAUUUGAAGCAUAACUGCUUCAAUAUCAUUCGAAUACUUCUUGAGGCUAAAUGUAUGAGAUAGAAUUCAGGAUCCUUGACACAACAUUUCACUUCAAGUGAUUAUUAUUGAAAUAGAAAGCUGAAUAGAUAAGUGGUUGAAACCUCGAACAAACGGAAGUUAAAGGAUGAGGGAUACACGAGACAGAAAUCCUGAACAUUUUUAUCAUAUUCUUCCAUUGCAUAACAUAACGAUGCUUGGAAAAAAAGGAACACUUUGAGUUGUCAUAAUAAAGUGCACAUACUCCAUUUCCCUUAAAUAUGUUACAUGUAUCCAUUACUUUUAUUGGAUGUGUUUAAAGAUUUUCACUUUUCUCAGU